AUGUCGUUUGCGUCAGCGAUCACCUUCGUCGUUGCUACUUGGUGCAUCUGCGUGGGUUGGCCAUGGUAUCGCAACUGGAUACAAGCAAAGGAGCUGCAUGUGCCGAUCAUCCUGAGUCCUAUCUCGACUAGUGGUAUAGCAUUGCAGUUACUGAGAUAUAUCCUGGAUCUCGGUAUUCUACCAACCUGUAUCACCCAAUUGCCGUUUGUUAGACUGCUCCGCAGAAACGCGAGAUUCCAGGACAAGUUCUCUGUUCAUGCCACCUAUGGAAAGCUAUUCAUUUUGGUUACGCCGGCGACAUGUGAGCUAUACGUGGCAGAUACAGACGCAGCAAAACAGGUGCUGACCCGGUGGAGAGACUUUCCAAAACCAAGUAGCCUCCUAGAAAAAAUGAAUGUCUUCGGCACAAACCUAGCUACGGUAGAAGGGGCCGAUUGGCAGCGUCAUCGGAAAUUGACUGCGCGUGCAUUCAACGAGACACUGCACGAGGCAGUUUGGGGUGAAUCGACGAGGAAUGCGACAAGGGUAUUGAAGCAAUGGACCAACACCAAGUCUGUGAACAGUACACGGUCCGAUAUUUUGGCGCUGAGCCUGGGUGUGCUUUUUAAAGCGUGUCUUAAUAUUGAUGGAGUCGACAAAGAGGAUACUAGGAUAUUAGCCGGUGACGUUGCCGCCUGCCAAUGGCAUCUAGAUGUGGUUCUAAACGGGAUAUCGAACCCAACGGCUUUAGGGCGAGGAUUUGAGGAACUAAAAAAAUUUAAGACGAGCUAUAACGCCUUGGGCGAGUUAUUGACCGAGUUUGUGGAAGCCCGAACGGCACGAUCAGAACAGACAGCGCACGCAGACCUCCUUUCGUCACUCCUUGCUCCGACAGAUCAUCGCAGUUUAUCAAGCAAUGAAGUAACGGGAAACCUCUUUCUCUUCAUGUUCGCCGGCCACGAGACCACUGCAAAUGCUUUGGUCUAUAUUAUCCAUCUCAUGGCGAUAUUCCCAGCUUGGCAAGACUGGGCACUAGAAGAGAUUGACAACUUGUUACAGAUUCAAGCCAGUGGAGACAAAGAUCCUUCCUCUAGCCAGAUUCUGCCUCAAACACAACGACUCCGAGCAAUCCUGUACGAGACUGUUCGGCUCUACGGCCCUGUCCCGAAUAUAUUGCGAAAUACAGGUGCCAAUGCCCAGACCCUAGUGCUACCUGAGCGGGAGUUCGUAAUCCCUAAACACACGUCUGUAAAUGUGAAUGCGAUAGCCUUACAUACUGAUCCCAAGCAAUGGGACCCUGACCCUCUGGUCUGGAGACCCGAUCGGUGGAUAUUGCAGGAGUCCGAUUCCUCCCCGCCAAUGGUUUCCAAUGAAUUGCUCCAGUACCUCUUUGCCUGGGGAGUCGGACCGCGGCUGUGUCCUGGACAGAAGUUCUCACAGAUAGAGGUCUUCGCGGUUCUUCUCUGCCUUUUUAAACGCCACCGUGUGGAGCUAGUGCCUUCUCCUGAUCAAACUAUGGACCAGGCAAGAUCUCAUGCACUUUCCUUGAUACAGAAUAGUAUGGUGGGCCUUACGUUGCAGAUGCCCUCUGCCGAGUCCGUAGGCCUUCGAUGGGUGGGGCGAUAA
Messenger RNA from Aspergillus bombycis, 1605 nucleotides. Its product is annotated as cytochrome P450 monooxygenase. The transcript is spliced from 4 exons. Gene Ontology annotation, molecular function: oxidoreductase activity, acting on paired donors, with incorporation or reduction of molecular oxygen; heme binding; monooxygenase activity. NCBI's taxonomy places the organism in Eukaryota, Fungi, Ascomycota, Eurotiomycetes, Eurotiales, Aspergillaceae. Bases 1 to 1605 code for a protein of 534 amino acids. The record is from RefSeq and is a predicted model, not a curated record.